UCUACGCCAGCAAUAUUAAGGGUAGUACAAUAAUAUUGUAAUACAAAUAUUGUUUACGUUACACCUAUCGUUUCGGUUCACGUUCAAAUAUUUUGGUUAUUUAAUGACAAAACAUGUCCAAAGUGCUCAUAAUAAAACAUUUACCAUCUAUGUUGAGUUUUGAAGACAAAGAACAAUUAUUAAAACAUUUUGGAGCUGAACAAGUUUGGGAAACUUCGAAGAAACGGGACUAUGUAUUUGCUUCUUUUUCUACAAUAGAAAAGGCUAAACUGUCUUUAACGCGUCUCCAUCAACUAGAAAUAGCACAAAGGCGCUUAGUUGUAGAAUAUUCCUUCGAGAAAGUACCGGUGGGACAAACUAAACAGAAAAAUGAUUCAGAUUCACGUACUACAAAUCUAAUUAAACAGUUUCUACGCGCUCUCAACGCUUGGAACCCGUCUGUAGAUUUCUACCAGCCACCACUGACCCAUAUUAAAUAUAAAUAUCCGAAAGCAACAUCUCAAAUAGUUAUCAACAUCGUCCAUGCAUUAUUUACUAAUAAGCCUUUUUAUACUCAAACUUUGCAUCUAAUGAAUAAGAUGGCACUUGAUACUCCUUUUCAAGAGACUAACGCUGCUUUAGAAUUUUUUAAAGAAACUUUUAGAGAGUAUUUUUCAUAUGAAAUGCCUGUUCUUCCUCCUAGUGAGUCAGAAUCUGAAAUAUCAAGUGAUGAAACCUGUGAAAAGCAGAAACAACCCUUACCUUUAGUGCUGAAAAGAAAACACACUUUACCGAAGACAAGAAAGAGACCUGCAGCAGUUCUUUCCACAGCAACUUUACCCAAACCAAAGAAACCUCAUGUAAUCAUAGGCCAAGAAGAAGUUUUUGAUGUUGUUACUCCAGUUGUAGAAUCAAAGAAAAUAUCCCUAGUUGUAUCACAGGAUGCACUCGCUAAGCAAACUGAGGAGCCCAAAGUUAUUGGUGAGCUUGGAAAGUUUCAGAGAGAAGAACAACAGUCAGAUGAAGUUGUAGAGACUUCUGAACCUGAAAAACCAACAAUCACUAGAAAGGAGUUGUUAAAGAAUAGAAUUUCUUACAGCGAUAUGAAAAUUUUGCCUGUCUUUAAGAACUAUCACCCUGGAGAACCAUCUAUGAGGUUGUAUAUUAAAAACCUAGCUAAAAAUGUCACAGAACAAGAUGUCAAAAGAAUAUAUAAGCGUUAUGUGGAGCACAUACCAGAGGAUGAACUUAUAGGUUUUGAUGUGAGAGUGAUGCAGGAAGGAAGAAUGAAAGGACAAGGGUUUGUUACAUUCCCGUCAGUGAGGAUAGCAGAAAAUGCAUUAAAUGAAACAAAUGGAUAUUUACUCAAAGAGAAACCUAUGGUUGUACAGUUUGCUAGGGCUGCUAAUAAAAAAUCUUGAAUUAU
Molecule: messenger RNA, 1405 nt
Organism: Maniola jurtina (meadow brown)
Lineage: Eukaryota; Metazoa; Arthropoda; Insecta; Lepidoptera; Nymphalidae
Product: RNA-binding region-containing protein 3-like
Exons: 1
Coding region: 114-1400 (428 amino acids)
Biological process (GO): mRNA splicing, via spliceosome
Cellular component (GO): U12-type spliceosomal complex
Molecular function (GO): pre-mRNA intronic binding; U12 snRNA binding
Source: RefSeq, a predicted model, not a curated record